Liolophura sinensis is the source of this 1644-nucleotide messenger RNA. RefSeq names its product lachesin-like. The transcript has 3 exons. Gene Ontology annotation, cellular component: plasma membrane; cell-cell junction. NCBI's taxonomy places the organism in Eukaryota, Metazoa, Mollusca, Polyplacophora, Chitonida, Chitonidae. Bases 50 to 763 code for a protein of 237 amino acids. Gene Ontology annotation, molecular function: cell adhesion molecule binding. Gene Ontology annotation, biological process: cell-cell adhesion. The record is from RefSeq and is a predicted model, not a curated record.
GAUCAGCAGGACUGACUCUGGAAUCUACACUGUGAGAGCUAGUAACAGUAUGGGGACAGGAAAAGAGAAGACGGUCAAUGUCACUGUGUAUUAUCCCCCGGUUGUGUCUGUGGUUCUAGUAUCAGGAGACAAUGUCACAGAAGGAAACCCUCUACAGCUUGAAUGUCGUACUGUGUCUGUUCCACAAAACUCCACCUACUCUGCCUGGAAUCGUACCAUUGGAGGCCUUCCUGUACCACUGGUAAAUAACAGUCCUGGGAAAUUCCUGUCCAUCAGUCAGGUGACGUUCAGAGAUCAGGGUGUAUACCAGUGUGAAGCCAGUAACGGGUUUGGAGACGUUCAGCGGGGACAACUGGAGGUCAAGGUUCGAGCCAGACCGCAGUUCUUUACUCAAAACAACUCACAGGUGGCAUCUAUCGUAGAAAAUGUCAAACUUAUGUUUAAGUUUGUGUCUUAUCCCUCUUAUAAGAACCUUAUUUGGUUCAAACUGAUCAAUGGUACACCUGAGAGACUAUUCACCCCUGACACAAUCGGAAGUAAAUAUCGACGUCAUGUGUCGACCAUUAAGCACGAGUUCGCAUUCGACACUUCCAAGGUUCUUCUUCCUGGUUACGUGGCGGAAUUGGAAAUCUCUAACGUCAAUCGUCACGAUUUUGGACUAUACACGCUGAAGGUAGAAAAUGAAGUUGGUUUUUCCAACUUCAACAUUUCGUUAAUACUAAAAGGUGAGAUCAAAGAAAAGUCAUUUGCCAUGAAACACUGACAACUUUGUAUGUUUGUGCUUGUUGUUCUGUGCCCUAAAGAACUCAUGAAUAUUAUAUAUAUAUGUGUAUAUGUAUUCUUACGCCACUUCUCAGAACAGGCACGUUGAGGUGCCAGUUUUUCGAGCGAAAAAAAUGAUUAUUGUACAUAUGUACAUGUGCAUCUUAAUCCAUUUCUUUGUUAUCUUUUUUAUUGAAUCACAAGAAGUUUUUGAAGGUCCAGCCACACGUUGAGAACUGUUAAUGUUUCAGUGUAGUUUGUAAGCGUAGAUUCCGCUACUUGGAAAUAUUUAACAACACACAGUGAUUACUAAUUAUAGAUCGACCUUGCUCGCCCAAGCCGUAUGUGGAAGUAGAUCUGCAUAUUUAUCCUAGAUAUCCUGUUUUAAUGGCGGCUCACCUCAAACCUUUGCCAUUAAGUACAAGAGGGAAAGCGGAGAGUGGAAAAAAUGGAGGCGAAAUAUCCCACAUCCUGGGGAAGGGAAAACUGGGAGGGAGCAAGUAACGGGUCUGGAAGAUGUGGGACAAUACACCUUCAGGGUGUACGGUCAGAACAUAUGGGACAAAAGUGAACCGUCAAUGACGAGAUAAAUGUCACAGAUAAAUGUUAAAGUCAUGUCAUAGUCACAGAGUACAACAAAACACAAGUGAUCCGUUAGUGAUAAAUGUACUGAGACAAGCAAUACUGUGACAGGUUGUACUGGGACAGGUAAAUAUUAAAGUGGUGCCACAGCCAUAGAAUACAGCAGAACAAAAAUGACCCGUCAUUGACGAGCUGUACUACCAAAGGUAAAUGUUAAAAUGACGCCAAAGCCAUACAAUACAGCAGAACAAAAGUGACCCGUCAUUGAUGAACUGCACUGUCACAGGUAAAUGUCAGAAG